This is a messenger RNA of Entelurus aequoreus (snake pipefish), 6332 nucleotides long. RefSeq names its product sperm associated antigen 17 (gene spag17). Gene Ontology annotation, cellular component: axonemal central apparatus. The record is from RefSeq and is a predicted model, not a curated record. The transcript has 48 exons. Gene Ontology annotation, biological process: epithelial cilium movement involved in extracellular fluid movement; axonemal central apparatus assembly. NCBI's taxonomy places the organism in Eukaryota, Metazoa, Chordata, Actinopteri, Syngnathiformes, Syngnathidae. The coding region runs from base 273 to 6221 and encodes 1982 amino acids.
CAUAGACGUUACUGAUAUUUUAGUGUGUUAACUUAAUAGUGCUGUUUUAUUUAAUGUGGAGAAUAUUAAGAACUCUUAUUGUGUAGUUUUUGUAGUAGUGUUGCUUUUACUAUGAACGUCCCAGGAAGCGGAAGUAAAGUGUUUUGACUUGACAAUGGGCGACUUGACAGUUGUGGUCGCCAUGGGCAACACAUGCGCGACGAACCUUGACCAUGUUGUUUUGCUCUUUUAUUGAAGUUUACUUUGUUUGAAUCGAUAGCCUCUCUUAAGAAAUGGCGCCUAAAAAAGCUAAAAAUGAAAAGGCGAAGAAACCUCCCACCGCACAAGGUCCGGAAGCCAAGACUUGGGAGAGUGAUCUUGCUAACGCACUGUUUGAAGAGGAGAAAUGGCGAGCCUGUGUGUGUUUCAUGGUCGGAAGAAGUCCACAUGACGAGGACCUAAUCCCCACUUUGAUUCGAGCUGUGCAGCCACCGCAACGCAAACUUUUUAGCGCACUGACAUGGGAACACACAGCAGCAAAGAUUAUAGAAUAUGGGAAUCCCAAAGCUAAGAAACGUGAACAUUUCCCUCAAUUUUAUGAGGUGACCGAGCGUGCAAAGGUGCUGCUCGACGCAAAAGAGGAGAUUCCUACACAGCUGAUGGCCCAAAUAGUCAAGUUUAUGUUCCUGCAGAUCAAAGAUAAUGACCAUCAGAGGAGAAAAGCAAAACAAGCGGACGAGACGGCUGUGACCACCAAGGACAAAGCAGGCCCCAAAGGCAAAGGCAAAGGCAAAGACAAAAAGCCAAAGGAGGAGCCACCCCCCAAGGCCCAAACAAAGCUUAAACGGAGGGAUGAAGUUGAGCCGCCUAAGUACAUAGACGACGAGCCAGUUGACGGCCCUCAACACUACAUCCUGCUGCUUGGCUUUCACCAGCCUCAAUUGGUGGGGGCGCUUGACGCUGCGGGCGUGCGCGUGUCCAACGUCAUCAGUUUGAGUUCCCCGCACCCACCGCAGCAGCAGGAGGGGGAUGAGGAAGAGGAGGAGGAUGAGAACUCUGAGGCCAAUGCCAAACUUGAUGAGAUUGCUGCUAAAGAGAAGUGGGAUGCUCAGGCCAAGGUGCUUGACCACUUCUGGUCUGGUUUGAGACAAGUGUUAGACAACGCCGCAGGCAACUCUCAACUGCACGACGUGGCUCAGCUGGAGUAUACGGUCCCGGAUGUCCUGAUAACAAUUGAUCCGGAGGAUCCCGAGGCUGUGAUGGGCAUGGCGACACAAAUGUUUGAGGGCGUGGCCAACCUAAUCUACGACUGUCUGGACUGGCGCAGGCAGCACCAGCACUACAUAGACACCACCCACUUCUUAGCUGUGCCCACUGUAGUCACGGUGGACCGCUCUCUACCUCCAGAGCCUCCACCAACUCUAUCGCCACAGUCCAAGAAAUCAGGGCGCCCUCCUCCACCAAAGAAGGCGACAUUGUCUCUCACCACUGAUGUAGACAUGCAUCACUACAGCAGCCUUCUGGACCACAUACCAGCUGAGGCCUGCUCGGUGCCGCUGAUCUUGCACUGCAUGCUGGAGCAGGUUGUGUUGUCGAGUGAGCAGUUCCUUCAGCCACUCGUUUCUGAUGAGUCAGGGCCUCAGAAUGUCCCCCCUCUGGACCAUGAGCUAGUUGGUCAAAUGCUAAACACAAUCUUGCCUCGGGUCCACGCAGACGAAGAGAGGAAACACUUGCUGCAAUGUUUGUUGACCACAGUAAACAGAGAAGAGGACAAGGAGAUCAUUAAGGAAAAGUUUGACAAAGAAGAGACUCCCAAGAAGCCUGAGCAACCUGUGAUCAUUAGACACCAUGAUGAAAGAGCACUGCGCCUAUUUGGUGUAAAUGGGGUUCAGGGUUUUGAUCCACCCCAGGUGGAGGCAUCCAUGAUGAGGUGGUCACCAGUAUGGGAGCUAAUCGAUUCUGUGGCUCAUAGACAAAAAAGCUCCUGCUGGAGGGCCAUUAAGCAACAACUCCAGCACCAAUGCACUGACGAGGAAGUGUCAUGGCCACAAGUGGAGCGCUUUUUUCACCAGAGUGUGUUUGAGAGCAUGUGGCUGACUGGGAUGGAUGAAAACGGUGUCCUGAGAAAAGAUUCUGGAGCUCUGAGCAUGUUGGACACAGUACAAAACCACCCCCUAAACCCAUGGGACAACCCGCUGUCUUUUGCCAAGAAAACUCUGCGCAAGAAAUGUUCAAAGUUUGUACACGAAGACUAUGCUACCACAAAGGUCAGCGAGCGACAAGAAAGUCCGCUGUCCCUAGCAGAUAUUCAGAGUUGUCGACUAAGGUCUCUCUUAGACUGGCACUAUGUGGAACACUACGACGCUGCCAUCUUACCACAGGUUCUUCAGUCAGCUGCUCAGCAAUAUCGCUGUGUGGACACUCUCAGAGGAAGUCAUAAUAAUGUCAUGUACGUCUUCUGCCACAAUCCCAUAAGUCCUCAUCACAUGUGCACAGAAUUCUGGAAUGUAGACCUGCACACGGACGUCAAGUUCAGGAUAUACUUGGAGCAUGUAGCAGACACCAUCACAGAGUGGACUGAGAAAGAGGAGUUGAAGAGAAAUCAGAUGAAGAUCAACAGAGUUAGCGUUGCAGAGAGUUCAGAAGACUCAGCAGAAGAUGAAGCGGCAUCAAAGGAGACGUUCGUCACAAAAGACUCCAUCAAAGCUUCCUUGUUGGAGGAGGAGAAGCUAAAGGAAGAGGACACCAAGAAAGGUAAGAAGCCAGGGAAAGCAGCGCCAGCCAAGGGCAAGAAGCAGACGGAUGAAGUGAAGUCUAAAGAUUCCAAGAAAAGUGACAAAUCUGCGGCGACUGCUAAGAAAAGCAAAGCCGAAAAGGACAGUAUCUCAGCCUUGACUUCAGACCCGUCCCUUUCCAGUAGACCUGAUCUCAAAGACGAGCCCAGCACUGGAUUCAUAGGCUUCCAUAUGGAUGGGAUGUUGAUCCAUUUGUUGGGUCAACUCCAGUACCUCUUUCCAUCAGAUGGGGGUCACAUCACCGUGGAGACCAUCAACUAUGUGGAAGGUUCUAGCAUGCUAAAAGUGGCUGUGAGGAAGGAUGAUCAUCAUUUCUACACACAUAUCAGCCAUGUUGUCCAAACAGCCAAAAGUGAUGUCAAAGACGCCACACCAACAGAACAUCCUGUGAAGAUGACCACAGUGAAGCGGCGCUCCUUCUCAGCCCUGCUGGAUAGCGGUGUCCAUCUCUCCUAUAGUUUCUAUGGGCCAACGGGAGAAUACAAAGAGAGUCACAAGGAUACUGAAAUAGAGCCACAAAAAGCCAUGGAACCAGUGCAGGACCUGAAUCCCUCUGUGGCAGAACCCCCAAACAUUGACAACGACCCUUCAGAGGUGUGUGAAGGCCAAUCAGAAGAGUCCUUAAUUCCAUUCAAGAGCCUCAACUUGUCCCUCCCAUGCGGCCUACUGUUGCAGUUUCUGCGUGACGAAGAGGACCCGAGUAUGCUUGUGCGGCUGAGUUUUCACACCCCGGGCCAUCAGGACCCCUCCCUUGCCAAAGAGGCGUCUCGCAUUGUUACCAGCCAUGGAGCCGUGAUCCGAUACAUGAAGGACGGCUCCUCAGAGUUGCUAUUUGCAGAUGGUUCAAUCAGUUCCAGCUCGGACUCUGGUCCAGUGUGGGUGCAGGAAAUUGACUGUAGCUCUACAGAAGAGCAAAAUUCAGAGAAGCCGACUCCUCCUCCUCGAGGUUUUUGGACAACUACGACUCCCUCUGGUGCUCGAAUCAGUACCAUUGGUACCACACAAAAAUAUAACCCAACGACCCCUCUUCUAACAUACAAUAAGUCAGACCCGGUGACUCAAGAGAUGAUGCUGAGCCGAGAAGAUCUAGUGGUCUUAGUGCAGAAACCAGACGGAUCUUUGACUGUUGAACAUGCAGAUGGAACCAGGAUCACCACGCUCUACCAUGACAGGCCACCGAGCAUGUGUGAUGACAGGGGGCCUGCUGGGGAGACUGAGGAAGGAAGCGCUGACACACAUUCUUGUGGUAGCAUGCCCUUCAAAGAGAAGGUGGUGUUAGUGGAGAACGAGUCUUUCGCCACCGUGGUGAUGUACCCAGAACGACACAUAGCGGAAAUCUGGUUGGCGGAUGGGACUAUCAUCACUGGGAAUAACAAGGGAGCCUAUCAGGUGGUCCCAUCCAGCAUGGGUCUCCUGCAGAUCCAAAGUGACGGCAAGUUUGUUUACUCCAGCGGGCCCCCUCAGGGUGCCCACUCCUCUUUCAUAAUGAGCCACACAGACCUUGUGGCCUGUGACUUAACAGACCUCCAUGGAAACCACUUCCAGGUAUUGGAAGAUGGCCAGGUAACAGUCCAUAAUGUUGGCCCAGAUCCAGGCACGCUGCAGGAAGAAGAGGAAGAGGAGGAGGAGGAGGAAGGGGAGGACACAGAAAUAUCUAUGUGUCAUGGGAAGCCCAGAGGACAUUAUCCCAGGCUCUUCUUGGUGCAUGAGGAUGGAUCCGGUUCUGAACUUCUGAAUUCUCAAACUGUGGUGGAACUGCUGGACCAGGCUCACUUAGACCCCACUGUGGCUCUGCUGAAGGAUCCACUACCAGACACACAAGAUGAGUUCGGCAUCACCUUCCUGAAGCCCAGCAACGAGAGCGUGCGCUCCAAAUGGGUGCAAGAAAAGCAGGACCUUAAUGUCAUGCUUCAGAACUUUAUGAACCGCAGUUCGCAUGAAUUUCCCUUUGUCGAGAAGAGUUCAAGUCCUUUAGGGACCACCACAGUACGAGGUCUGACCCUGGGAAACUGGGUUGGUCGAUCAUCAGUAGCCAUUGUAGCCAUGCAGAACUGCCCUAAGGUCCUGGAAAUUAGGGAAAUUUGCCAGCACCGAGCCAUCACCAGAAGGUUUAAGAAUAUUAUCGAUAUGCGACUGAAGGGCUACAUUGAGAGUUUGAUGGAGAAGGCACAGUGGUCAGCAGAUGUGAUGCUCAAGGAUCCUCGCAGUGAAGAGGAGCGUGUCCAUGCAGGUGUUCUGCUUACUCAGUCUCUUAUAGAGAUAAAGGAUGAACACCCCCUUGAAAACAGGACACCAGGACAUAUUGGCAACCUGUACAGUCAAGCCAUGCAAGCGCCAGCUGAGGUGUUGGAUGAUUCUGAGGAUCUCGCUAUUGCACCGAGCGCCAGCUGUGAGGUCAAAGAGACAAAGUGGGCUGACAGACUGGAGCAGCACAGACAAGAGCUGUUUGAGGUGAAAUAUUGCGUAGAUGCCCUGAAGAAGAAGCUCAUUGUACCAUACUUCCACCCAGAAAACUUCUCUGUACACCAGAAUCUUCUCCACCUUGGAAGUCCAGACAUUAGGAGGCCAAUCUUUGAAACCUUUCCCAGGCCAGACGAUACAGUGGAAGCCUUCCACUUUGAUGUCCUACAAAACUACACACCACAACCCUCCAUCCCAACACCAACUCAUUCUGCCAGUCGGGCAGCAGUGAGGAGCAGGACACCUGCAAUGAGACCUCAAACUGCAGGUCACAGCAGUCGGACGGACUACUAUAGCCCGCUCAGGUCAGCCCAGGUGAAUGUGAUCGGGGAGCCCAGACGGACGAUAGUGAGACUACCGCCAACAAUUGUCAGCUCCAAACCCUACAGUGUGCCAAAUUAUCACUUCCACUCUGUGGAGGAGCCGGUGCGGCGCAGGUGUCGUACCAUUUCACUAGCUGGUCCGGGUGCUGUCAUGAGGGGCUUUGAGCUCCGACCGUCCAGCGUUGACUUUGGGACACAGAAGGAGGGAACAUCCUCUGCUAUCACCGUGGUGAUGAAGAAUGUGGGCGUGGACACCUGCAGAUUCCACAUCAUACAACCUCCCACCUCUUCAGGCCUGCGUGUCAAGUACCACCCAGGGCCUGUGCCUGCAGGUUUGCACAUUGAACUGCAGAUUGAGCUGUUUGCCAUGUGUCAGGUCCAUGAAGGCAACAUGGACCCCAGAAAGUACAUCUUCCAGGACAUUGUCAUCCGCACAGAAACUGACAUCCUCUAUCUGCCUGUCAUGGCCAUCAUCCUGCCUGAGGGCUUGUAUGAGAUUUGGGUGAAGGAUUACUCUAGUCCAAGCAGCAGGAAACACUUCAGGCAGCCCAAACAGUCCUCCAGCCUUCCAGCAGCUCAGGGACUUGGACAGACUUCACCCAGUGCACGAGGGGUGAGCGCUGCAGCACACACAGCGCACCAUAAAUGCAACGCAAGUCUGUGAUCAUCAGUGCAGUUCAAUGAAAGAUGUGUAAAGAAAAGCUAAUAAAGAUUUAAACUCCUUUUUUUUUUAACAAUCCAGUCAAACAUGAGAUUUCACAUGAAUACAAAACAA